Molecule: messenger RNA, 1091 nt
Organism: Camelina sativa (false flax)
Lineage: Eukaryota; Viridiplantae; Streptophyta; Magnoliopsida; Brassicales; Brassicaceae
Source: RefSeq, a predicted model, not a curated record
CUCAAGAGUCAAGACUCAAAAGAGUAACGGCGAAUAUGGAAGGGAUUGGGCUGCGAAGUUGCGGCGAGGAGAUUCUACGUCUCGGGUUUAGUUUACGCGGUGGUAACGGCGUCAGGUUUCCGGUUCUUCGGCGAGCUAUGGUGAUAAAGAUGAGAGACCGUGGCAAGAACAGGAAACCAUUGCAGAGAGGUCGAAUGCUCAGUAUCGAAGCGAUUCAAGCGGUUCAAGCUUUAAAGCGAGCUAAUCCUCUUCUUCCUCCUCCUCCUCCUCCACCUCCUCCUCCUCCUCCUUCUUCUCCCAUGUCUUCUUCCUCAGUGAUGCUUGAUCGUGUAAUCGAUUCCAAAUUCCGUCGGCUCUUGAAAUUCGAUAUGGUCGCCGUUCUCAGAGAGCUUUUACGCCAAAGCGAGUGCUCUCUAGCUCUCAAGGUAUUUGAAGAGAUUCGAAAAGAGUAUUGGUAUAAGCCUCAGGUGAGAUUGUACUCAGAUAUGAUCGCUGUUAUGGCGGAUACUAGUUUGGUCGAAGAGGUUAGCUAUCUUUACUAUGCGAUGAAAUCAGAAGAGGGUUUAAUGGCUGACAUUGAAGGUUUCAACACUCUCUUGACGACACUUUUGAAUCAUAAGCUGUUUGAUCUUGUCAUGGAUUGCUAUGCCUUUAUGCGAUCAAUUGGGUAUGAGCCUGAUAGGUCUUCCUUUAGGAUUUUGGUCUUAGGUCUUGAAUCGAAUGGAGAAAUGGGUUUAUCUUGCUAUUGUUAGACAAGAUGCUCAUGAGUAUUAUGGUGAAUCACUUGAGUUUGUCGAAGAAGAUGAAGAAAGUAUCUAGUGGGACUGGUGGUGUGUUGCUCUAAAUGAUGGAGCACAAAAAAGUUGAGAGAUUUGGAGAGAUCUUCAUUGUCCUAUGUUCAGUAGAGCUCGAUACUGUAUACUAAUAUCUUCCAAGUAGGAGCCGAUUAGAUGAUGCGUGGAUUUUCGUAGCUAAGGUUAGCCGAACCAUAUCAUGUAGGCUUGUAUGUUGUAACAUUGGAAUGUUACCACCGAGUACGCGUUUUUGGAUUGCAUCAGAGAAGAUACGAAACUUGAAUCUGUUCCAGUCAC